CUCGGCGGGAGUCGGUCGCCUGGCCUCGGAAGGCCGGCCCCUCAUUCGCCGCUUCGAGAUGGAUCGUGAACGGUCGUCUUUCCGCUCCUGCCGCAGAUUCGUGAGAGCCGGCCGUCAGAGGCGACCGUGAGGGCGUCCGGAUCGAGGAAAUCGGGAUCCAGGGUUCACGCCUCCGCCGACUCCGAGAUGAAGCUGAAGGAACGGGUGGUGGUCGGGAUCCUCUCGACACUCGUCUUCCUCACCGUCGUCCUCGUCCUCAACAUCGAGGUGGUUCAAGUCUCCCAGAACGGCGGCGGUUCUCCGUCGAGUCUCGGCUUCUUGGAGAACCUGGUGGCUCCGGACGCUCGGUCGGGUGCGAUGGUCGCGUUCCGCAAGCGAGUCCUGCAGAAGAGUCUCAACGGAUCCAGAGAAGCUUCCGAUCCGAAAUCGGGGGCGGGUGCUCAGCCGCCGGUACUCGGUUCUCCCAUCGACCCCGUGACGAACGAAAUCGCGUCGGUCGAUCCCGUCGUCGCGGAAGACUUCGGUGAUCUCGUGAAUCUCCUCGUGGUCAAGGGCGCCGUGGACCGGAAGCUCAGGCCGGUCAAGUUCACCAAGAAGAAGAAACCGAACCCCACCGUGUCCGAGGUCCUCGGCUUCAAGGCCAGGAAAAACGCAACGAGCUUCGAGAGGUUUCAUUUGGGGAUAUCCAGGAUGGAGAUGUACAAGGAACCGGAUUCCAUUGUGGACAAACUCCUGCACGAUAUGACCACCGAUGAGAUCGUCCAUAUGGAGCAAAAGGAUGGAGGAACGCAAUUGAAGCUGAUGAUCGAUUACGCGUCGGGGGGUCAGGCCAUGAUGAAGCCAAUGAGAUUUCCACGUGAUCGGGAAACUUUACCCGAUCACUUCUACUUCACCGACUUCGAGAGACACAACGCAGAGAUCGCAGCUUUCCAUCUCGACAGAGCGUUGGGAUUUCGUCGCACUCCGCCUGUGGUGGGGCGACUCCUCAACAUUACAACGGAGAUCUACGCCUUCGCGAAGGGGGAGUUGCUGAAGACGUUCUUCGUGUCGCCGGCAGGGAACCUUUGCUUCCACGGGAAGUGCAGCUACUACUGCGACACGUCGCAUGCCAUCUGCGGGCAUCCGGACAUGCUGGAGGGCUCAUUCGCCGUGUUCCUGCCGCCAAAGAAUGUCGUUCCACGGAAGCCCUGGAGACACCCCUGGAGGAGGUCGUAUCACAAGCGGAAGAAGGCCCAAUGGGAAUGGGAUGAUUCCUAUUGCGAAGUGGUGAAGGAGACGCCACCUUACGACAUGGGCCGUCGUCUUCUGGAUCUCGUCGACAUGGCGAUUUUUGAUUUCCUGAUGGGGAACAUGGAUCGACAUCACUAUGAGACGUUUUUGGUGUUCGGCACCAACGAUACAUUCCCGAUUCACCUGGACAACGGGAGGGCGUUCGGUAAAGCCAAUCACGAUGAGGUCUCCAUUCUCGCUCCCCUAGUCCAAUGCUGUCAAGUGCGACAAUCCACGCUCAUCACACUUCUAAGAUUCCAUCAAGGGGAAAAUAAAUUGAGCAAGGUGAUGUGGAAGUCGUUGAAUGAAGACCCACUGAAGCCAAUAUUGUUAGAACCCCAUCUAUUGGCCUUGGACAGGCGAAUUGGGAUUAUUUUGAGGACAGUGCGUGAGUGCGUCCAGGAAGCAAGUCGGACCGAGCUUGUGAUCGUAGACGAUGGCGUUUGAUAUUGCAUUCCAUGUGGUUGCGGCUUAAUGAUUCUCUUCCAUCUGUGAUGUGCAACUUGAGUCUGUGGUACAUCUUGGAUUUUAAAUGCUGACCUGGGCUAUGUUAUCAGGUAGUGCAUCUUGGAUUCUAUGUCGGCCAGGACUGCAUUGAGGUUUUUCUACUUCCUUUCACGGCUAAGCCAAAGACGCAUUAGUAUCUGGUCCCCGGGAAAGAGAAUGCACAACAAAAUAUUGCAAUGCUGCAGGCAUGAAUUGAAAGAGAAAUCAAUCUGAUUGCAUCCCAUGGAUGUAAAAAAUCCGCUACCUUUCUGUCCUUGAAAUUCUAAAUGGUCUGUCAUGUGCUUCUGCAUUGGAUAACCUCCUUGCUCCUCAAUUUCAUUCCGAAUUCAGUGAUGCAUUUGUGGAAGUGUCAUUGCAUGAAUGUCUAGUUUUUAAGGUUCGUGCAAAAAAAAUGAAGUCAGAGAACGAAAUUCAAGUUCAUGAUUGGCUGUACAGUCCCUGGUGGAAACUGGGUCGCAAAAUCUUGAUUGAUAUUCCCUGCCUUCAAAUUACUCUUAUUUCCUUCGACGUAGGAACAUGGGUUAACAUUUUCUAUAGGGCUACAUGGCAAAAUGUAUCACUCUUUACGAUUCUCCAGAAUUUAUCCCUUCGAAGCCAUCCACAACAUAAGGGACUGCCGCAGUGGGCGAUGCUACUCUUCCAAAUAGGUUUUAUCAUCGCUCUAAAUAGAAAAGAGAAUGCUUUAUGGUUAGCAGAACCUAAUUCUUUUUUCCUCGAAAAAAAAAACAGGGUAUGGCAAUAUAAGGGACUUUUAACCUGGAAAUCUCUGCUCAUACUAAAUAUAUUUUCAAGAAAAUUGCACUGUGUAUAAACUCAUGUUUCCAACAAAUUUUCGUAAUUUCAUCAAAAUUCGUUGUGCUGGGGCAAGGCUAUAAGCAAUUAUUUAAAAGUAGAUGGAUAUUGAAAAUGGACACUCGGAUAUUGGUUGUCAAUUGAGGAAGCACUGUGGUUGCAUAUCAUCGAACAUCUCUCCCAUUAAAUUCAACUUUUGAGCCAGCUUGCAUUUUGCUGCAGAUAGUUCCAAGAAUUUUUUCCCCCGUAUUAAUCCUUGAUGAAUCAUUAGUCCCUGAUGAGUCCCUGAUGAAUAGUCAUCAUGACAGGAAGUUUCCUGUUUUUAGAUAUCUUUAGAUUUGCCCCACA
Molecule: messenger RNA, 2916 nt
Organism: Darwinula stevensoni
Lineage: Eukaryota; Metazoa; Arthropoda; Ostracoda; Podocopida; Darwinulidae
Source: the annotation of a GenBank genome assembly